GCUGGUGAAGAUGACCACUGGUGUGGAGGAGCCGCAAUGGAGGAAAGUUCACUCCAUGACAGGAGUGAUACCACGGUCCAGACACGGACACCGUGCAGCUGCAAUCCGGGAAUUAAUUAUUGUUUUCGGUGGUGGAAACGAAGGGAUCUCUGAGGACCUCCAUGUGUACAACACGGUCUCUAAGCAGUGGUUUCUGCCUGCGGUGAGGGGCGACAUCCCACCAGGCUGUGCUGCCCAUGGCUUCGCCUGUGAAGGCACCCGAAUACUGGUCUAUGGUGGUAUGGUCGAGUAUGGGAAAUACACUAACAGUCUCUAUGAACUACAGGCAAGUCGCUGGCUGUGGAAGAAGCUGAAGCCGAGAGGUCCCAGAAAUGGAUCUCCUCCGUGCGCUCGGAUUGGACACAGCUUCACUCUUGUGGGCAACAAGUGUUACAUGUUUGGAGGGCUGGCCAAUGAUAGCGAGGACCCCAAUGGCAAUGUACCGAGGUACCUGGGAGACUUCUAUGAGUUGGAGCUGCAGUCAGUAUCAGGGGCCAAAUGUUGGAACAUCCCAGAGACGAAGGGUCGUGGUCCUUCUGCUCGUGAGUCCCACACCUCAGUGGCCUACACUGGCCUCGGUUCCCCAAAACUCUACAUCUUUGGAGGUAUGCAAGGAUGUCGGCUAGAUGACCUCUGGCAGCUUGAUCUUGACACUAUGGUCUGGUCAAUGCCAGAAACAAGGGGUUGCACACCACUUCCCAGAAGCCUUCACUCUGCCAGUGUCAUCGGAAACAAGAUGUAUGUUUUUGGGGGCUGGAUUCCUGUUCAAGAGCCAGACGAACACAAUGCUUUAGGAACCGAAUGGAUCUGCAGUAGCUCCUUAAAUGUACUCAACUUAGACACUAUGAGCUGGCAUAAUCUCAGCCCCGAGCAGCAGGAUGAUCUUGAGGCCCAGCUGCAGAGCCAGGGACCACAGAGUGAUGAUCCAUAUGCCUGUAUGCCCAGAGCCAGGGCCGGACACUGCGCCACCACUAUCGGGUCCAGACUUUACCUUUGGAGCGGCCGCGACGGAUACCGCAAGAGCUGGAACUACCAGGUCUGCUGCAAAGAUCUGUGGUACCUGGAGACAGAUCGACCGGCUAUCCCAGAGGCAGUGUUGCUCAUCAAGUCCACAGUCAGCAUGCUCCAUGUGGCGUGGCGCCCCCUGGCUGCAGCUGACUGCUACAUCCUGCAGAUCCAGCCUGUGUGUCCACCCAGCGCCGCCGUCAGCGAUCCACUCGCCAAACCAGUCGGUCCGACUGGAACAGAUGGGCAGAAUGGGAAGGACAAGCACCCUGCAGGCCUCCAAUCCCUUCAGCGUCGAAAUGAAGGAACCACCAAUCGAGAAGCAUUGGCUCAGGAUUCUUCAGUGCAGCAGGACACUUCUUUAAAAUCUUCAAAUGGCUCAGGAGAAACCCGAGCAGAGGGAUUGAGGAGUGCCGGGAGAGUCUUGGACGAGGACGUGAAACGCUGCAGUGCUGGACAGGAGACAUCAGUAACACAAGUGUGCAGCUCAGCUCAGCAUCUGCCAGACAAACAGCUGGUUUCAUCUGACAAGACGACAGAUCUCUACACCCAUGCAGAUCAGGUUCAGCAGAAUCCAGCUGAGGCAGCGUGGUUUGAUGUCGGUGUGUUCAAAACACUAUUCUCUGAGGUCAACCACUACUUUCUGCCCGCUGACAGCGACCAGGUGACGUCGGCCGUCAGCAGCCGGUCCUCGAAUGCUAAAGAGCUGUUAUCCCAAAGGAAGCUGCCGGGGCCUCAGGACUACCAGAACAGGGAGAAGCAGGAUCUUACUCCAGGUCAGACCUACAGGUUCAGAGUUGCAGGCAUCAACUGCUUCGGUCAGGGCGACUUCAGCCCAGUCAGCGAGUUCAAGACGUGCCAACCUGGUUUCCCUGGAGCGCCCUCUGCUGUCAGGAUUACCAAGGCCAACGAUUCGGUCCACAUCACCUGGGAGGCUCCCUCGUCUCCAUCAGGCCGGAUCCUGGAGUAUUCCAUGUACAUGGCGGUGAGGAAGAGCCGCUCCAACAGCUCGGAGCGGCCGGGUCAGAUGGCCUUCAUCCGCAUCUACCGCGGCACCAAGACUUCCUGCUCCGUCAGCUCCUCCCACCUGGACAACGCCCACAUCGACAGCUCCGCCUCCAACCGUCCGGCUGUCGUAUUUCGCAUCGCCGCUAAGAACGAACAAGGCUACGGCCCUGCGACGCAGAUCCGCUGGAUUCAAGAUCCCAUUAAAAUGCGAACAUCUGCAUCCAAAGGAGAUAGCAGCGCUGAUGCUGACCUGGAUGCUGCUGACAGCUCCAGCUGAAUCAGUUUGGACCAGUGACUUCAUGUCUGAAGAGAACUGUUCACUCAGGAAGUACGCCACGCAAAUGUAUAUUUCCAAGAUAGUUUUUUUAAAUUUAUUUUUUUUAUGUAUUUAAUUUUUACCCUGUACAUAAUUUUUCACAGGAUGUUUAACCACUUUGCUAUUUUAGUUAACAAAUGUUGAGGGAUGAUAAUAUGUGAUCCGAUGUAGCAGUUGAUAAUAACACAGUAACUCUUUAGAGGCUGAAGGUGCCUUCGUGAUGUUUUCACCACCCACUAAUGCUUUUUAUGAAUGAACCACAUGGGGGAAGAAAUGUUCCAGGGCCACGGUGGAUCAUAUGAAACUAACUUUUUAUAGCAGAGCCCUUUUAGAGGCCCACAGAUACAGCGAAGUUAUGAAACAGCAGGAUGUUGUGCUGAAGUUUAACCAGGUUUGCUUUAAUUCUUUGUUCUUAAGUGUGUCAUUGUACUCAGCCAUGUUAUCUGUAUUCAUUACAUGUUUGCAUCCCUUCUCUUGGUUCAUUUUUAUUGUAAUUAGUUCAUUUAUCUCAUAAUCUAUCAGAUAAUUAUCAAUCCAUUUAUUAGAUGGUUAAAAAGUAUUGUCAUUAAUGCAAGAUUAUUUCUGAUUUGAACAAAAUGAGAGCACGUCAAAAGGUCAGUUUACGAUAUUCAUUUAGUAACGUCUCAUAUAGAACAUAAUAGUACAAAAAGAUGCAGUACAAUUAAAGUUAAGUUGAACCCACAGAUGAUAAUACUGCCUCCUCCUCCAUCCUAUUUAGACCCUAGCUGGUGUUGGACAGCAGCACACUGCCAAUCCAAUCUGAUCUGAAAUAUUUCAAAACCAUGCUUCACUUUUUAUUUUCCAUCCCUCUUCAUUCUCUUGCUGUGAGAGGAUUCAUUGUUUGUGCUUGUAACCAUGUAAUUUCAUCAGGCAGCUGUUGUUAUCUUUGUAUAAUCUACACUUGAUCAAGCUGCAGGCUCGUUAUUUUCCUUUAAGAUUUAUAAAGAUAAGAGUUAAAAUAACAGUCCCCGUGGAUAAUUUUGGUCACAGCAGCAGUAAGCUCUCAAGCAGAAAACCAUAAUUAUAAGUCCUGAAGAGGAAAAUUUCCAACACUGCAUGUAUCUCACUCGUGUCCACACCACAGAUGAUCAUUUUAGAUGCUGCAUGAAGGUGGAUUUGUUCUCACUGGGAACAGAUUUAGUUGUUAACAGGGACCAGUAGAACAACAUGCAUUCUGUUUUUUGAAAGCAGUUCCAAAGAGAGUGCACUGAACAUGUGAUGACAAUCAUUGCUGGAAAUGUCUGGAUUCCAGUGAGUUAGUUGAAGCUGAAUCUAUUGUCACAGUCUCUGACCAUUAUUGUGGACAGGCUCCUGAGCAGUGCAGUUGUUAUUGAAAGUGACACUGAUCACUUUCUUUGCCUUGAUUACUCAGAUACAGUUGUAGAUCAGAGCAGCCUUAUCUUUGAGAAGAAAAUAAUCCGGAUCAUGCUAGGAUGAUUCAUUCUUUCCCCAUAUUUACCCAGGUCAUCUGGUGAAAAUUCAAAUAUUGUGCAGCCCUGGGUAUAGCUAGGCAUUUUUACACUUAUGUCUGCAAUUAAAAACAAACAAACAAACAAAACAUGAUCAAAUAUAUGAUGAGGUUUUUAACUGAAAUACAAAGAACAAGUGUAAAAUGUUAAACUGAACAUGAUAAAUGUGUAUAAAGUUAGGUUAUUGGGGUUUAAUGGAGAUGUAUUUGUUAGUAGGUCAUCACAAACUGUAUGGAACUAUUAAUAUGUUCACACUAAAAUGCAUAGAGCCAGUAUUAAAGUGUUCACUGAA
Molecule: messenger RNA, 4150 nt
Organism: Stegastes partitus (bicolor damselfish)
Lineage: Eukaryota; Metazoa; Chordata; Actinopteri; Pomacentridae
Gene: hcfc2
Product: host cell factor C2
Exons: 17
Coding region: 11-2329 (772 amino acids)
Biological process (GO): chromatin remodeling; regulation of DNA-templated transcription
Cellular component (GO): histone methyltransferase complex
Molecular function (GO): transcription coactivator activity; protein binding
Source: RefSeq, a predicted model, not a curated record